Messenger RNA from Candidula unifasciata, 1188 nucleotides. The record is from the annotation of a GenBank genome assembly. Lineage: Eukaryota; Metazoa; Mollusca; Gastropoda; Stylommatophora; Geomitridae.
AUGUCGAUUUUCAGUGACUUUACCAAGAACAUCAGAGACAUAUCUGCAAAUGUAGUAUCUGAAGUAACUAGAACAGUUAAAGGCGAGCCAGAAAUUGUAGCAAUGUCUUCAAAAAACCAGAUAAUCGCCAAAGUUUUCUCCACCCUUUUCGGUGUUGCAGCGUCUUUCACGCUUGCUUACUUGGGAAUCAAAUGGUUAACUGAUGCAAUGGACCCAACAAAGAAAGAAAAGAAAAUGGCACAGGCAGAGGCACAAAAAAUGUUAACCAAGCUUGGAGUUCAGAAUGUUCAAACGUUGACAGAUUAUGAACUGUGUAUAGCAGCCAAUUUAUUAGACCCCAGCUCAAUGGAAGUUACAUGGGAAAGCAUCGGAGGCCUUGAUAACACAAUUCAAGAGAUCCAGGAGACAGUUAUUCUUCCCUUUAAACGAGCAGAUCUGUUCCGAAACUCGAGUCUGCUGCAGCCACCUAAAGGUAUAUUACUGUAUGGCCCACCUGGCUGUGGGAAGACAAUGAUUGCAAAGGCCACAGCUAAAGCUGCAGGAGCCAGAUUUAUUAACCUUCAGGUCUCCACCCUGGUAGACAAAUGGUAUGGAGAGUCACAGAAGAGAACAGAAGCUGUGUUUUCAUUGGCAGUCAAGCUGCAGCCAACAAUCAUAUUUAUAGAUGAAAUUGAUUCUUUCCUCCGGUCUCGAUCAUCAAAUGACCACGAGGCUACAGCAAUGAUGAAAACACAGUUCAUGAGUUUGUGGGAUGGGCUGACCACAGACCCAAAUCUCCGUGUUAUGGUGAUGGGAGCUACAAACAGACCAUUAGAUGUGGAUGCAGCAAUCCUACGGCGUAUGCCAAGCCAGUUUUACAUUGGAAUGCCAGGCCAAGAACAGAGACGCUCCAUAUUGGAACUUAUUUUAGCUGGUGAACAAACUGAAGAUUUAAACUAUGACCAUCUAAGCAAACUGUCCGAAGGCUUGUCAGGAAGUGACCUCAGGGAAGUGUGUCGGGUAGCAGCAGUGUCUGUUGUUCAUGAGUAUGUGCAAGAACGUGCCAGGAAAACUUCAGAAUACGAAGGUACAGGGGACAGCUUUCGUCUGAUACGCAUGUCCGAUCUUCAGAAUGCUGUUCACAAAUUCAAAAAUACAAUGUCCAUAUCAUCAAGAAUGAAUCAGCCUGUGGCACCGGCAGUGGACUGA